Phyllostomus discolor (pale spear-nosed bat) is the source of this 6039-nucleotide messenger RNA. RefSeq names its product solute carrier family 29 member 3 (gene SLC29A3). Gene Ontology annotation, molecular function: nucleoside transmembrane transporter activity. Gene Ontology annotation, biological process: nucleoside transmembrane transport. The transcript is spliced from 6 exons. The record is from RefSeq and is a predicted model, not a curated record. The coding region runs from base 106 to 1533 and encodes 475 amino acids. Gene Ontology annotation, cellular component: Golgi apparatus; plasma membrane. Lineage: Eukaryota; Metazoa; Chordata; Mammalia; Chiroptera; Phyllostomidae.
GGGGCGGGGCCUGGGGGCGGAGCCCGGCCUGUGGCCCGGCGAAGCCCGGAGUCGCAUUGGCCACGACGGCCGAGGAGGCAGCGGUAGCGGUGGCCCGGUGGCGACAUGGCCUUUGUCUCAGAGGAUGACUUUCGUCACAGUUCCAACUCCACCUAUAGAACCACGAGCAGCUCUCUCCACACGGACCAGGAAGCGCUGCUCGGGAAGCUGCCGGACUGCCCCCCGCACCCCCUGCAGAGGCCCGAGGACCGUUUCAACGGGGCCUACAUCAUCUUCUUCAGCCUCGGCGUCGGCGGCCUUCUGCCGUGGAACUUCUUUGUCACUGCCAAGGAGUAUUGGAUAUUCAAACUCUGCAACUGCUCCAGCCCAGCCCCAGGGGAGGAAAGUGAGGACUCAGACAUCCUGAAUUACUUUGAGAGCUACCUUUCCAUCGCUUCCACCGUGCCCUCCGUGCUGUGCCUCGUGGCGAACUUCCUGCUUGUCAACAGAGUUCCGAUUCAUGUCCGUGUGCUGGCCUCACUCACUGUCAUGCUGGCCAUCUUCGUGGUGAUGACCGCGCUGGUGAAGGUGGACACCUCCUCCUGGACACGCAGCUUCUUUGCUGUCACCAUCGCCUGCAUGGCCAUCCUCAGUGGCUCCUCCACCGUCUUCAAUAGCAGCGUCUUCGGCAUGACUGGCUCCUUCCCUAUGAGGAACUCCCAGGCGCUGAUAUCAGGAGGAGCCAUGGGCGGCACCAUCAGUGCCGUGGCCUCCCUGGUGGACCUGGCGCUGUCCAAUGAUGUGACGAAGAGUACGCUGGCCUUCUUUCUGACUGCGGACAUCUUCCUGGGCCUCUGCAUCGGGCUCUACCUGCUGCUGCCUCGGCUGGAGUACGCCAGGUACUACAUGAGGCCUGUGCGGCCGCCCCACGUGUUUUCUGGAGAAGAACCGCCACUCCAGGACUCCCCCAGUGACCCCUUGGUGGCCCCCAGAUCCAGCUCCUCCCCAACACCACCCCUCUGCCCCAUCCUAAAGAGGACAGCAGGCCUGGGCUUCUGUGUCGCCUACCUCUUCUUCAUCACCAGCGCCAUCUUCCCCGCCAUCUCCACCAACAUCGAGUCCCUCAACAAGGACUCGGGCUCACCGUGGACCACCAAGUUCUUCAUCCCCAUCACCGCCUUCCUCCUGUACAACUUUGCUGACCUGUGUGGCCGGCAGAUCACAGCCUGGGUCCAGGUGCCGGGGCCCAGAAGUAAGGUGCUCCCUGCACUCGUGCUGCUCCGGACCGGCCUCAUCCCCCUCUUCAUGUUCUGCAACUUCCAGCCCCGUGUCCACCUGCAGUCGGUGGUCUUCCCGUCCGACAUCUACCCAGUGCUAUUCAGCUCCCUACUGGGGCUCAGCAAUGGCUACCUCAGCACCCUGGCCCUCAUCUAUGGACCUAAGAUUGUGUCCAGGGAACUGGCUGAGGCCACAGGGGUGGUGAUGUCCUUUUACAUGUACGUGGGCUUGGCACUCGGCUCGGCCUGCUCUGCCCUGCUUGUGCAUCUCAUCUAGAAGGGGUCAGUGGCAAGAGAGUUGGCGUGAGCUCAGUGAGAGGGGCAGGACCUGCCGGGAGGGCUCAGGUGACGCGCAGAGAGGUCUGGAGUUGGCCUCAGUGCAGAGGGCCGAGCACACCUGGGCCUCGUCUCCCCAGGGAGCUGGGGACACAUACUGUCUCGGUGCCAGGCAGAAACAUUCCAGACACUUCAACAGAACACUCCUGAGACUUUUCUCCAAGAGACACUGGAAUAAGGCAUAAUUACACAGGCACAAAGCGGGGUAUCACUGUCCUAGCUGAUGGUUGCUUCCCGCCUUUCUCUACAGCCUCCUAGGGGCUGUGUUGCCAGUGUUUGGCUCAGGUAAGUGCCAAACCCCAGCCCUGCUCCUUCCAGCCGGCAGCAGGAUGCUCUACCUAACCAGAGGGUCCCUCCGGGACAGAAGUCCCCGUGGGAUGGCCAGCCACCAGGGCCAGGACCCAAGCUUGUGCACUUCCUUCCAGGGGUGAGAGGGCACCCACCAACCAGAUUGGAACACCAGCAGGACAGGUCUUCCGGGGAACCUUCCUUCCUGAAACCUGGGCUCCAGGAGGUCUCCCAGUCCCAGAGACCAAGUGUGUCAGGCCUGGGUUUUCAAAUAGGGCUGUUUAAAGGGUCCGUGGCCUGGGUAGGGCUGCGUCUUUUAACUUGAUGUUUACAACAUGGUCACUGGUCCAAGGGCAUAGUAAAUUCUUGGGCGUUUAACGAAGUGUCUGUGUUAGGGUCUUGGCAGGAAAGAGUAUUCAGAGUGGGUAUUGUGAGGAUAUUUGAAGAGUGAGUGCAGGGCCCCGAGGAGCGGGUUCCUCCAACCUGCUGCGACCUGUAAGAGGUGAAUUUCCUUCUCCCUCCCGUCUCCUUCAGUCUCCUCCAGUCCCUGUGGCCUGAGCCACCCCCAAGGAGCAGGCGCAGAUGAUGGAGAGUGGAUGGAGGGGCAGAAGGUAUUCAGCUCAGGGCCUCAUCCAGGGUGGGGCUGCCAGCCCCUCCACUUUCCUAGUUUAUUUGUUAUUGAGGUCAGUAGAGUUCUGAAGCUUUGGUCAACAGAAUGUUGCUUCAUCCUGAGUAAUUGUCUCUUUUGAAGCUGUUGUUUCAAAAGGUGACCUCGGUGUCUGCCCUCGGUCACCUCGGUCACCUGCCCUGAGCAAUCAUCUAGGUGGUUCUCAGGUCCCUGAAGGCUUCCUCAAGGCUGUUCCUUGGGGGAGCAGGCUGGCUUGGCAAUCAGCGAGAGAAAGGAACUAGGUCAGACCCAGAGUUCUUCCUCAAGAGUUGUGCAGAAAGAAGAGCUUGUCCCCAAGAAGUGGCGCCCCCAGAGCCGUAAAUGAACCCGCUACUCUGAAGCGCCUCGGCUCUGUGAUGCCCCGCAGACAGACGAAUAGAUGGGGGGUGGUGCUGUCGGCCAUCCACGGGGCGGCAGCUCACACUCCCCAACGCCUCAGGCUGGUGCACACUCCCCUUCUUGGGCCAGAGAACUAAAGAGGACACCCUUGAAAAUUGAUACCUAAAAAAUAUAUUAAAAAGCAUUUUAAAAUAAGUCCUUCCCUCUCCCCUCCACCUUCAGGAGCCUGACACCUCCCCCUCGAAAUUUUCACCAACUUGAGUGCUGUUGAUUACUUGGGACAUCCGUCUGGCUAGUGACUUAUUUCAGCCUCAGGGGCUUUCCAAAUGGGCAGUGUGUCCGCAUUAAAGUAAAGCAGCAGUCUCUGAGCUCAGAGACGUGGACCACCCUGGGGCCAACAGAGAAGGAACAGUAGGGGUCUCAAAUGCCUUGUUAAAGGGGGAGAGCUUUCAGAAGUAGAGGAGAUGUCUGCUGAUGAAAUGAUUUGAAAUUAGCGUGGAGGGAAGAGGGUGGCGAGCAUGGAGAUGUGGCGCUGGGAGAGUUGAGGUGACUGGACCCCAAGCAGUGCCCCCUCCCCGGGGGUGCUGCUGUGAGCUGCAAGGGCCCAGCUGCUUGGCUGGUGGGAGGGGUCACCAGGCAUCUGCCCACUGCUCUCCGUUGCUCACCUUAGUGGGCUUUCACGAAGGGCCCUUCCUCCCCUGGGAGCAAGGAAGGAAGAUAAAAGUAUGUCUCCAGGCAGAGCAGGAGGUGGAGCUCAGGCGCCCUGUCCUCGAGGCACUGUCACAGCCGCUCCUGGGGCUUGGCUGCUGUGGGUCUCCAGGCUCACAUGACCCAGGCAGGCUCGUGGAACUAGCUCACAUGUUCUGGGGAGUGAACAAAACUUGCUAAAGAAGAGGAUUUUCCAGCGAGAGAAGUGGGCAGGCUGUGUGCGUGGGUGGUGCUGCGGGUUCCCUGUGAAGUGGCGUUUGUCCAUUCUCGCAUUCAAUCCAAGUGGCAGUUUUUAGUGCACGCCCUUGCAUAUUUCCAGACCGUACACAUUUCCACUUUCCUCUUUUUAUUCAACAAAGUCAGAGGCAGCCAAGUUAGUUGUCUCUUCAACUAGUGAGUGACAGUACUUCUAAAGAAAAUGCCAGUUCCUAUGUGACUGGGCGCGUGAUGGGACUUGAGCCAGGGGUGGGUGUUAUUAGUAACGACCCUUCAUUCUGCCAGCUUGGACCCAGUGCUCCCCAGGAAGAUCGGGGGCAUCCUAAUCCAUCGGCUUGGGUGUGCUGUAGGAGGAGGUCCCUGCAGGGAAGCCUUCGGUCCUCAGGCUUCUGAGGCCACGUAAUGCUUUUGUAGAGAACUCCAAGUAAAACAGAGAUUUUGUUGCAGCAGACAUUAAUCGAAGGCCCAGUGCUCAUCCCAACUUUGUGGGCUCUCGAAGUGAAAAGACCUAGUAUCCGUUUCUCCAUCAUCACUUCCUUGGUGGCAGCACUGUCGGUGCCCAGUUUGCCCACGGCAGAGUCAUUGCUGCCCCCUCCACCCCCAGCUGACUGAGGUCGGUCUGGUUCCACGCCCAGCUUAGACCCCAGCAGGAUCCCCGGAGGAAUUUCAGCCCCCCCAGCAGGUGGAGGCAGGGACUAUAGUCAUGUGGCCACAGACUCAGGGUCCAGGGCAGCCUGCCCAGUGCUACCCUAUGAUGAGUGCUUCAUCUGCAUGAUUUCCCCUGCCUGUCGGUGAGUACAGCAGGGCCCAGAGAGGUUAAGUAACUUCCCCAAGGUCACUCAGCUCCUAAGUGGCACAGAAUAGUCAAACCUGACCUUCCUAAACUAAGGCCCCACCCACCCUGCUCUCUCGCUCCCCUAGUUGAACUCGGACUCUUCUUGGUUCUCGGCACCUGUUGUUCCUGUGCCCCGCUCCAUGGCCUGCCUGGACUCUUGCUGAGAAAAUGUCUUCCCCAGAACCCUGGCACUGGCUCUGGCCCGGUCUGAUCAGUGCAGCUGGCUGGACCCCCUGCUGGACUGACCCCCAUGGGUCCUGAUCCAGGGCCCACAUCAGGCCCACUCGCACCGCUCCUUGGGCACAGGGUCUCGGGCUGCUUCCGGGCCCCUCCCUCCUGGUCCCACACCAGCCCCCGCUGCUGAGGUCGCCCAGCAUAGCCGCUGCCGCUGGACUUGUCUUGGGACACAGGGCUGUGAGACAGAACGGUCUGGGGGUACGGAAGCCUUGCUCCCAGACCCACCUGGCAUCAGCUGUGUGAGUCAUGUGGCCUUCCUGAGCAUAUUUCCUCAUCUAAAGCGCAUGACAAAAAGUCCUGACAUUGUGACUGCUGUGCCACUGAGCCAGCCUGCCACACCCAGUCAUGCCACUGCCCAGCCCAUACAGGACAGCUGCCCCAGGGCUCACAGCCGUCGUAGCAGGGCGACUCAGAGGCACAGGGCACCCUCUGCUGCCACCCAUGUGUCUGCACUUGGGAGGUGUGAAGGCAGCAUCAGCCUGAGAGGAGGACUUCAACUUCAGGCUGCAGUGGACUUGACCCCAAAGAAUAGCAAUAAAGAUGGGCACGAUUUCUGCCCAACAAGGCUCCAGACAGCUGACCCACGAGCUCUGUGCACUCCACAAGAAGUGCCCUUGACCAAAGUUAGGGAACUCCAGACUUACAACGUGGGGCUGAGAAGUAGACAGCUGUAGGUUUCAGGUGCCCAGACCGAGGUUGGAAUUCUGGUUCUGCCACCUCCUAGCUGGGUCACUUUGGCCAGUCUUGCUGACACUCUCAUUUCUAAAAUGAGUGUCCUCUCAGGCCUGUUGUAAAGAUUGAAUGAACCCUGACAUUGUAUAUACAAGUACCUGGCAUGUAGCAGACCCUUAAUGAACGUGUUCUCCCACCUGGGCAGUCUAGCAGUGCCCAGCCCCUUCCCUGUGGCAGGCUGUAGCCUGCACCCAGCACUUAGUACCCACGUCUUUCCUGCCCCCAGCCCAGUGCCUGCCUGGGCCAGCACCUCCAGUUCUGAUGCCUGCUCUUUGAUGCCUAGGCCCCUGCCUGGGUCCUGCCCAGACACGGCUGACCUAGGGCAGAGUGCGUGGGGCAGAAAGCUGGAAAUCCAAGACCCCACACCAAGCUCCGUCCCUAACUUUGACCUCUGGGCAAGCCACUUUUUCCUAAGCCUCAGCUGG